Rhizophagus irregularis DAOM 181602=DAOM 197198 is the source of this 864-nucleotide messenger RNA. RefSeq lists its product as uncharacterized. Lineage: Eukaryota; Fungi; Glomeromycota; Glomeromycetes; Glomerales; Glomeraceae. The record is from RefSeq and is a predicted model, not a curated record.
AUGAAUUCUAUUAAUGUUAUUAAUGUUGAAGAAUGGAAAAAUUCAAAAUAUCUUGAUUAUAAUAAUACUUUUAAUAUUAUAAAAGAUAUACUUAAUGCAUUUCAUGAUUAUGAAAUGAAUAAUGUUAAUAUACUUCCAAUAAAAUUUAUUAAUGAUAUUAAAAAUCAAGAAUUUAUAUUUUAUCAACUUAUUAAAGAAGAUAUUGCAUUAGAAUCUUAUAGAUUUUCAUUAUACGCUGAUGAUGUUAUAAUUUAUAUUGAUAUGUUAAUGAAAGAAAGUAUUGAAUUAAAUGAUUUAUUGGAAGUUUUAAAAUCUUUAUUUGAGGAUACAAAAAUUCGAUUGAAUUUUAUGGAAGAUUUAUAUAAUAAAUAUAAGAAUAAUGAUGAAAUGAAAAAAAUUCUUAAUAAUAUUCAUGAAUAUGGUCAUCAUACUUUGAAUGAUAAUUUUACAUCUUAUAAUUCAAAUAAUUCAAAUAAUCCUUUUCAUUCUUGUCUUGCAUCAUUAUUAUCAUCAUCAUCACAAUUAUCUAGUAAUUUUUUAUCUUUUAUUAAACCCAAUAAUAAAUCUUCUUUAAAUCAACCACUUUUAAAUAAUGAGAAUGAGAAUCAAUCAAAUUUAGAAAUUUCUUUUCAAGAAUUAAUUUUUAAACAUGAGAAAGGAUUAAAUAUUAUUUAUGAAAUUAAACAAUUUUGGAAAAAUCAAUUUGAAAUUAUUAAUAAAUUUAUUGAUAUUUUUGAGAAAGGUGAAAAGAAAGAUGAAAUUUUAUUACCUCAAGAAGUUGGUCAAGAUAUUCGUAAUAAUUGGGAAGAAGAAAAAAAAAAUAGUGAAAUUUUUUAUCAUAAAAUUCGUAACUUACUUAAAUAG